AUGAUUUGGUUCUUUCUCAUAUCAAUCAUUCAUAUAACUUUGGCAGAAUACUGCACUCAAGCUGACUAUUCAUUCGAAUUUACGGAAUGUAAUAACCGGGGGCAGAGAUGGCGUGUAGCCGUUCCUCGUGAUGGCCAUACUUGUGAUAAUCUCCCACCUCCUCAAACGGGAAUUAACUGCAGUUUCUCAUGUGCGCCUGGAAACUAUUUAGAUGUAGUAACACAGGAGUGCCGACCUUGUUCUCCGGGUAGUUAUAGUUUGGGUGGUGGUAUUCGCUUUGAGGAAUUUGUUGACUUGCCGCACGGUUUCUCCAUUGAGAACUUCGAUACAGAGUCUGAUAUUCUGUCAGAUAGUACAGUCUCCGUACAACCUCAAAAAUGCCCACCCGAAACUGGGUGGAUACUCAAGGAUGGAGAGCUAAUGUAUAUUCCAUCACUUUGCAUUUCUCGUUUAUCAUUCUCGGCCACGCUAGUACGGCCAGGAUAUGCAGAAUUCGGUUUUCGGCUUCCAAAACACAAUAGAGAGGCAUUUUCUUUACAAGUUGAAGCUCGGAAUCAACAAUGCCAAAGUUAUAACGAAGCUUUCCAAUCAAUGAUGAAUAAGUAUACAUCCAAAUCUUCCCCUACAAACGAUCAAACAACAUCCAAUGGAGAUUGGAGAAGACGAAGAAUCGAGUUACGCUCAGGUCCAAACGUCAUCAGUUGGACAGUUUCUUUUCGGAGCAAUGGCUAUCAGAAGAUAACAGAGCCUUUGCGAAUUUCUCAUAUUGAUGUUGUUGGCUUGGCUUUCACACGGGAAUGUACUUCGUGCCCUUCUGGAACUUAUUCAGACUAUGGAGCUGCAGAAUGCAAGCCAUGUAGUCCCGGAUACUAUUCAACAAAAGGUUCUUCAAGUUGUGGACGAUGUCCCGAAUCACAAUAUUCCGGACCAAAAGCAGAGAAAUGUGUGGACAGACCUCCCUGUCGUCUCAAUGAUUAUUACCCAGUAACAGAGCCUUGCCUUAAUGGGACAACCAAAACAAAUUAUCAGAAAGUGCAGCCGGAGAUAUGUAGAGAAGACUUUCCUUCUUCUGUAAAGACCCCGCCAACAACUCCAUCCCGCACAUGUCCAAAAUGUAAUCCAGGAAUGGCUAAAGAUGCUCAAGGCAAAUGCAAAUUCUGUAAAGCAGGAUUUUUCUCUGAUGGCAACGAAUGCAAAGAAUGUAUGGCGGACACUAUGCCCAAUUAUGGGUACCAAUUCACUCAGUGGGAAGAGAUGCCACCCCACAUAACAUCCAGAUGCGAAUAUAUUAAUGAAGAAGUCUUCCCUGGCUGUAACGUUAGUGAUGCUUGGCUGCCUUCUGGUUCAAUGCUCAUUUCUGCUCCUUCCCUCGAAAAGGGCAUCGCAUUAGAAUUAAUUGUUGAUGUUCCUGAAGGGUUUAAUGAACCAGCUCAUUCUCCAUCUGACUUCCUUGCUCUUCGAUCACCUAUCUCUCAAUUUACUGUUGUUUUUGAAACAACUUGUGCUGAUAGCUCAUGUGUUUUAUAUUUCUUCGAGGACUCAUCAGCGAACAGAAGAACUGAUUCUUACACUAAAUUACUGGCUGCGUUCAAUGGGACUCAACCUGAAAGAGUUUGGUCGUUGGCAAUUACAAAACCUAAUCCUACACGAUUUUUGGUUGCUUUCGUACGAAGCGGAGCUCCAAUGGGAAACGAUAACCCAUUAGAUUCAGCAAGGAUAAUCUCUAUUAGUUUGACAAACGUUGGGAAGAAGAAUGAGGUACAAGGUGGAGGAGCGACUGAAUGCCUGCCAUGCCCAAAGGGAAAGCAGAAUGGUCGUUGUAUUCCAUGUCCUUCUGGUCAUUUCAUGGAUCCUUCGAAACAUAUUUGUGUUAGUUGUCCAGAGAAUACAAUCGUUAAUGCCUCUUAUUCAAAUGGAGGAGAUGUUUGCAUCAAGUGUGGAACAAACUUGAAAUCUUCUGAUCGUAUAUCAUGCUCCACAGAUGGUCAUUUAGUCGUUCAACAGGCAAACAAAAGCUUAAAUUACGAUUUCUCUCAAUGGCUCAAUAAAACUUUCGUCGUGCAUGGAGUUAAAGUUUUUGCUCGGGAAGGAAUAUCCUACUAUCAUUCUUUCAAUUUUACCAUUUUCAACAAGGCCACUGUUCAAUGUGCUGUAGCUUUUGACGGAAUUAUUCCGGUUUACGAUCAGAUUAACGAGUCAGUCGAAGGAGCUGCUUGUCGCUUGACAGUUUUGCCAGAAACAACAGGGAACAAAACCUCAGUGGCAUAUGUUUCGCCUCUAUUAUUAGCGAAUCGGUUGGCAGAAAUAUCUACCAGAAAAGAAAGAGAUGGAUGGAAGUUGACUAAUCAGCUUCUUGAAUAUGAUGAUGCUGAUAACAGUAGUCGUCCAUUGGAUGCUCAUUUCUGGUUUGAAGCUGUUGGAGGAGCAAUGGAAGUCUGCCCUAGAGGCAAUUUAUUGGUUGUCACAAUAAGAUGCUCACCAACGCAUAAAACACCUAAUAUCCGAUUACCGAGAACAUGUCCUGAUGGUACUUGCGAUGGUUGUCUUUUCCAUAUCAUCAUUGAAUCAGCCCAGGGUUGUCCUGUUUGUGGUUCCGGAAGUUAUCAGAGAAUCAAAGGAGAGUGUGUAAAUGGCAAGCAAACUAUUCACUUCAUUCCUGAAAAACAUUGUGUACUUUCUGGUAAAGAAGCUGAAUCUCAUGAAGAGGAAUGUUCAGUUUUGAGCAAGUUUGAAAAAUUUCUAAUGGCCUUUGGUAUAGUAUUGCUCAUCAUAAUGAGUGUGACGUUAGUCAGGAUAUACAAACGAAAUAGAAGACUAGAGUAUCGGUACACACGUUUGAUUGAGUCUAGAAAUGGAGAGCUUCCUGCUGCUGAAACUUGUGGAAUUGAAGAUGAAGAAGAGGAAGAAGAAGAUCGUGUUAUGUUCUCAAAGGGUAAAAGGAAACUUUUUGGUUCGAAUAGGCUCGGGAAAACUGAUGGAGAUAGAAAAUCAUUUGCUUACUCUCCAUACUACUCUUCUUAUGGAUACGGCUAUCCUUCAACAUACUCUUCUUAUGGAUAUCCUUCAUACGGAUAUGGCAACUACUACGGAUAUGGACUUGGAUCAUACGGAUACUACGGAAAGAGAGAAGCUGGAUUUGGACCUGCUGCACCAGCCAACUGA
This is a messenger RNA of Auanema sp. JU1783, 3162 nucleotides long. The record is from the annotation of a GenBank genome assembly. NCBI's taxonomy places the organism in Eukaryota, Metazoa, Nematoda, Chromadorea, Rhabditida, Rhabditidae.